CUUAAAGAAGCUAUGUCGCAGAUAGACGGUCGUCAACGGGAAUCGAUCAAGCGCAGCAGAAAAAAAUAAAAGACAAACUAGGUUCGAAGUUGAGGGUUCGGAAUAGAAGACAGAGGGCGUCCGACGGGAGGGAUGGGCCGACCGCUGUUGUUAAUGAGAUCGAGGAUGGGUUACGGAGGGGGAUAAUGAUUAGAUGAGUCGGCGGCGAAGGGUUACGGCCGGAUUCUGAACAGAGAGAGAGAGUGAAGGAGAUGAAACGGUGACAUAAAAAAAGUUAAGGGGAAUGAAUUUUAAAUUAUGUGUGUGAACCACUUCUUUCCCUUUCCAAUGUAUGUUGGGAUAAUUAAUUAUUGAAUUAAUUACAAAUGACCAACUAUUAACUUCCUAUCAUUAGAUUAACACUAGUGAGAAUGGACGGUAAAGAAGAUGGGUGUCGAAAAUCAAAACCCUUUUAGGGGUAGUCACGCUAUCCGGUUGGUGUCGGCUCACCUUCCCUCCAUUAUUCUAGCUUAGCUUUCAUGGAGCCCCCCGAUCGAUCGAACGUCCACCGUUCAUCGAUCUCUGAUGUGGGGCACUGUUAUAUCUUAAUUCCCUCUCCUUUAAUUCCCCACUUCUUAAUUCUUAUCCAUUAUUCCUCAACCAUAUCUCUUUAUAUCAAUAAACCAUUGCCUCAUCUCUACCCACACCACUCCAAUAUCCACUCCACGAUGACGUCGUCAUCGCCGCACAACAUUACGUGGACAACAACCACCGUCGCCGUGCUGCUGCUAGUGAUCAUCACCGGCAGCAGCGGGUUCAGUACUCCUCCGGCGCGCUACAAUAAUAUCAGCGGCAGCAGCUUGGCGGCGGCGGAGGAGGGCCGGAGGGUGGAAGAUGAAGUGGAGAUGGUGGUGAUGGAUUCGGAGACCCACCGGCGGAUGCUCGUCAAUUCGAUCAGCUACGACGGAGUCAAGCUGCCGUCGAAACCGGCGACCAACUGUGCAAGAAACGACUACUACUGUUUGGAUAAGAUUCAGAAGCGGAAGCUCUACUGUGAUCACCACAGCCGCGAACCGGCGUGCCACGCCUGAUCUCUUUAAUCGGGAAUUAUUACGUUAUCUUUAUAUGAUUGUCGUCGCCCGGUCACCGUCGCCGGCGGGACCAGAUUUCGGUUCGGUUUUUCAUGAUUUAAGUGUAAUUUAUGGGUAGUUUUACUCUUCCUAUCCAUUAUUCUAUCCAUACUGCACUUUGGGUAGAAAUCAAAAUAAUGUUAGAUGUUGAAUAGUGAGAAAAUCAUACUUUUUCACUAGCAAAGUGUUUAUACGUUAUCCACUAAAUAUCACCGUUUGGUCGAUGGAUUAGAUCUUAUCAUUUCUUUUCCCAUUUUUUUGUGUUUGGUCAGUAAUAGUUAACUUUUAGUAAAUUCGGUUAACAUUAUUAGUGAUUAGGGCGAGCUAGUGUUAUUUCGACAAACAUCAUUCGUUUAACGUAAUUCGUGAAUUCAGUGAAUAAACGUAUUAUUUUGACACACAUUUUACUAUAUCCACAACAAGGUUGUCCGAUUUGUGCCGGUUUGACAAGUGGUAUGGUCCAAACGGCGGUACAACCGGUUUUAUGCCGUUUUAGGAAAGUGAACUCAUUAACACUAAAAAAUGACUAGGGAUAUGCAUAACAUAUUUGAAGACAAUGUCUCUGAAAUUCACAUCCAUAUUUAGAUCAAAUAUAACAUUCCUAACGAAAUGAAAAAUUAUCAUAUUU
Molecule: messenger RNA, 1737 nt
Organism: Linum trigynum
Lineage: Eukaryota; Viridiplantae; Streptophyta; Magnoliopsida; Malpighiales; Linaceae
Source: the annotation of a GenBank genome assembly